Messenger RNA from Anopheles stephensi (Asian malaria mosquito), 611 nucleotides. It is a transcript of the gene mtSSB, whose product is annotated as single-stranded DNA-binding protein, mitochondrial. NCBI's taxonomy places the organism in Eukaryota, Metazoa, Arthropoda, Insecta, Diptera, Culicidae. Gene Ontology annotation, cellular component: mitochondrial nucleoid. The transcript is spliced from 4 exons. The record is from RefSeq and is a predicted model, not a curated record. Bases 95 to 511 code for a protein of 138 amino acids. Gene Ontology annotation, biological process: positive regulation of helicase activity; mitochondrial DNA replication. Gene Ontology annotation, molecular function: single-stranded DNA binding.
UAAUUUCAAACGUUUCGCAACGACCGGCAUUUUUGACAGCCGCGUUUGUUUACAUUAUUUUUGCCGCAGUACAAACGAAUCAGCAGCUACCGAUAUGAUUUCCUCGAAUUUAUUUCAGAUUAGCAAGUUAGUUGCGCGUGGUGCGCUUCAUCGUGCGUACUGUACAGAUCCUACGCGUAUAGAGAAAACUGUAAACACUGUAACGCUGUUAGGUCGCGUUGGUGCGGAUCCACAAAAGCGCGGGAAUGAUGAACAUCCGGUGGUUAUGUUUUCCGUAGCAACACACUCCAACUACAAAUACGAAUCGGGCGAUUGGAUGCAGAAAACGGACUGGCAUCGGGUGGUAGUGUUCAAGCCGGGUCUUCGCGAUGCGGUGAUGUCCUACCUGAAGAAAGGUCAGCGUACGAUGGUCACCGGCAAGAUUACGUAUGGUGAAAUUACGGACCAGGAGGGCAAACAGCGGGGCACUACUAGCAUCAUUGCGGAUGACGUUAUCUUUCUCCAGAACUAAGCGCCCGUGGAAGGGGCGUAUUUUUGCAUUUGUUGUGUACAGUUUACUAGCGCAGUAGCAUAAGGAGAAGAAGUAAAGUUUCCUUUUUUUUGGAAGUGUA